AACGGUCGCGGGCGGACCUGGAACCAGGAGCUGUUGAUAUUCUUCGAGACGAACGGAGCUGUUGAUAUUCUUCGAGACGAACCUCUUCAAUCAACAGUAGAAAUGGCAGACGACAAAGGGAGCUCGAAUCGACUUAGUGUGGUCCAGAUGGCAGGGGCGGAGCACACAGGGGACACGCCCUGUCUGACGUUUGUACUUCACAAUGAGGAUCACACGCUCGGUAAUGCCCUUCGCUACAUGAUCAUGAAAAACCCAGAUAUUGAGUUCUGCGGAUACAGUAUACCUCAUCCCUCAGAGAAGAAAGUCAACCUCAGAAUACAAACAAAAGGUCCACCAGCAGUUGACGUUUUUAAGAAAGGUCUUGCUGAUCUAUCAGCGCUGUCUGAGCACGUUCUGGAAACAUUUGAGAUCAGUGUGCAAAACUUCAAAGCUCAGAAUCAACCGGAGGAAGAAAUGGACUUACAAUGAAGAGAAAAAUGCUCUCGAUGGAGAAUGUAAAUAAGAAAGUCCAACAGGAUCUGAGAUCUUCAUAGAAAAUAAACUCCUGGACACUUUGCCAGCCUGUUGAAGCCUUGCAGAAUGUCUUGAAAGGCUAGUGUAACAUACAGCUUUCAAACAGACCAGGCUAUGUUGUGUUCAUGGCAAUUACACUCAAUGGUACUUUGCCAGCCUGUUAAAGCUUUGCAGAAUGUCUCCAAGGCUAGUGUAACAUACUGCUUCCAAACUGACCAGGCUGUGUGUCUACAUGUAUAAAUACACUCAUGGACAUUUUGCCAACCUGUUGAAGCCUUGCAGAAUGUCUCAACGACUAGUGUAGCAUACAGCUUCCAAAUAGGCCAGGAUAUGUUGUGUUCAUGGCAAUUACACUCAAUGAUUCUUUGCCAGCGUGUUAAAGCCUUGCAUAAUGUCUCAAAGACUAGUGUAACAUACUGCUUCCAAACAGACCAGGCUUUGUUGGUAACUGACUGGUAACCUGUUUCUGCAUGGUCAGCACAACAGUGCUUUGAGUCAGAAAUGCCCAGGGGUUGAUUUCACAAAGAGUUAAGACUAGUCUUAUCACGAUGAGUUACUCGUAUUAACUAGGGACUAGCCUUAGUUUUUUUAAAAUAUCUCCUACAACUAGUCCUAAAAGUUAGGCCUAACUCUUUGUGAUAUCGACCCCUAGCCAUAUGUUGAGAUGUGGUGUCAUAUUAUGAACAUACAUUUGUUUCCUUCCUCACAAGAAAAUUGGUAUUAAAGACGAAACCGAACGCUGAAGUUUCCAUUGAAUAUUGAAGAUAAUGUCAAGUUUACAUCAGUCUGCUCAAUUUGUGUUCCUCUUUUGAACUAACGCACAAAAUUCAGAAGGCUUGAAAAGGUAGGAGCAGAAGUAUAUUAAGCCUUUUCUGUUAGCUGCUUAACUUCGGUCGGCAGGUUGUUGUGUGGUAUUUAAAUUGGUCUGUCAGCAGGGCUCAAAUUUGACACUGGACCGCAGGCCUGAGACCAGUGAUUUAGCCUUUUAAUUUCAAUAUCAGACUGUAUAAUAAAAUAUUAAUUUCAAAUGUUGACUUUGAUUCUAAUAAAUAUUGUUCAAUUUUGUUGGAAAUUGAAGAAUACUUA
This is a messenger RNA of Asterias rubens (European starfish), 1599 nucleotides long. Its product is annotated as DNA-directed RNA polymerases I and III subunit RPAC2-like. The record is from RefSeq and is a predicted model, not a curated record. The transcript is spliced from 5 exons. Gene Ontology annotation, cellular component: RNA polymerase I complex; RNA polymerase III complex. Gene Ontology annotation, molecular function: DNA-directed RNA polymerase activity; protein dimerization activity. Lineage: Eukaryota; Metazoa; Echinodermata; Asteroidea; Forcipulatida; Asteriidae. Gene Ontology annotation, biological process: DNA-templated transcription. The coding region runs from base 103 to 468 and encodes 121 amino acids.